AUGUCGAAUAAGACGUAUCCGUACGCCUACAAGAUGACUCCCACUCACGACGAUUUCCCCGAGGUGGCACCCGGUCAUGACUUGCCCGAGGCCUAUCACCAGUCGCAUCCGGAGCCAGUUUGGUCGCCUCAGCCAUCUAUCGCGCCGACAUAUGUCUCUCAGCCGCAAAGUGCCUACCCACCCAGUGCCUAUGGACAGAAUGGGCAAUACACCGACGUUGUGAAGCCUGGCUCAGCGGCUGGACCUGGAACUGGAGUGCCUGUAGGAGGUGUCAUGUCUCAUGAUGCCUCAUACCAAGCUCCAGGAUCCGCUGACCCGGAAAAGACUCAUCCUCCUGCGGCUGCUGCUGCUACUGUCUGCGGAAUCUCCCUCGUUCUUCUUCUAUCAAUCGUCAUCGCCAUCCUAUCUGCCGCGGUUAUUGGAUUAGCAGCUGGUACCGGAGUCGCAGCCAGCAAUUACAACGAUGCACAGUCCCAAGUGCGGCAGUUGAAGGCUUCACUGUCUGCAGCCCAGGCCAAAGCCACGCCUACUUCCUCGAGCAGCAGCAGUUCUGGAACCUCUACUCCAACAGACUGGAACAGCAUCACCAAUGGGUGCUCAGACAACCCGGGAGAUGUCAACGGAACCAGGUACACAUCUCAAUCUUUCGACAAUGCCAACUUUACCAUGUACUGCGACAAGGAUACCCACAGCCUCUCGCCGGUAUACUCUGUUUUCGCCAACACCUUCCAAGGCUGCAUGGAUGCCUGCGCCGGAUGGAACCACUACAACACGACAAAAGGAAAAUGCGUGGGCGUCUCCUUCAUUCCCGAAUGGAGUGUCUUGGCCACUGCGCUGCAAGGACACGCUCCUGGAGACUGCUACCUCAAGCCUUCUCCGUUAUCCACCCACAACCUGACGGAUCCCAACAUUGGCGGUGGCGAGGUCCACACUGGUCUGCUCGUCUCAACGUCAAAAAAUUGA
Trichoderma gamsii is the source of this 963-nucleotide messenger RNA. RefSeq lists its product as hypothetical. NCBI's taxonomy places the organism in Eukaryota, Fungi, Ascomycota, Sordariomycetes, Hypocreales, Hypocreaceae. The transcript has 3 exons. Bases 1 to 963 code for a protein of 320 amino acids. The record is from RefSeq and is a predicted model, not a curated record.